This is a messenger RNA of Platichthys flesus (European flounder), 4263 nucleotides long. RefSeq names its product kelch repeat and BTB (POZ) domain containing 7 (gene kbtbd7). The transcript has a single exon. NCBI's taxonomy places the organism in Eukaryota, Metazoa, Chordata, Actinopteri, Pleuronectiformes, Pleuronectidae. Bases 287 to 2158 code for a protein of 623 amino acids. Gene Ontology annotation, molecular function: protein binding. The record is from RefSeq and is a predicted model, not a curated record.
AUUGACACAUUUUCUGUCUUGAUGACUUCAGCUCCGAGCACAGAAAACAACAGUGUAUAGUAGAAAUAUUCACAGAAACCUGACUCUGCGGGCACUCAGGAACGAAUCGGCGGACUGUCUCUGGUUUAAAAGACACAUUAUGAGCGUGUGGAGCCCGGAGAGUGUCCGGAGACGCGGCGGAGCCUUCAGCCGCUGAUGUGUGAUUUCCACCCGGGAGCAGGAUGUGUCAUUAUUCGGAUCAUGUCAUUUGAAGGUAAACACCAAACCCCCCAGUGAAGCCGCAGCCAUGGCUUCGUCUCUGAGCUGCUUCAGUGGACCCGAGGUGCUGGAGGACGCGAAUCACGCCCGGGGCUUGGUGAACGAGCUCAAGCUGCUCUUCGACUGUCGCCUGCUCGGGGACAUCACCAUCGGCGUCGAGCGUGAGGAGGAGUCGCUGGAGCCCGGCGGAGGCUCGACCGGGGGCGACCCGGACCGAGUGUUCCUGUGCAGCCGCAACGUCCUCGCCGCCGCCAGCCCCUACUUCAAGAGCAUGUUCACCGGCGGCCUGAACGAGAGCGGGCAGGAGCGGGUGCUCAUCCGCGGCGUGGACCCGGAGAGCAUGUCGGUGAUCAUCGAGUACUGCUACACGGGCCGGGUGACCGUCACGGAGGGCAACGUCCAACGGCUGUACGCGGCCGCCAACAUGCUCCAGCUGGAGUACAUCCGGAGGGCCUGCUCCAGCUUCAUGACCCGGAGGCUGGACCUCUCCAACUGUGUGGGGAUGCUGAAGUUCGCGGACACCUACGACAACACUGAGCUGAAGGAGAGCGCACGGGCUUUCAUUGCCAGGAACUUCAGCCAGCUGUGCAGCGGGGGGGACCUGUGCGAGCUGGACCUGCUGCAGCUCAGGGACCUGCUGUCUCUGGAUGCUUUGGACGUGGACUGCGAGAGAAAGGUGUGCUCGGCAGCUCUGCAGUGGGUAGAGGCCAAUGCCCCGCAGAGGAGGGAGGAUGCUCUGCAGGCGCUGAGGUGUGUUCGCUGGAACCUGUUCACCGAAAAGGACAAGCUCUACCUGGAGGGCCUCAUGGCCAGGCCUGUCAUUGAGAAGUACCUCGCAUGCUUUUUCAACAGGUCCACAGAGGACAGCUGUGGCCUGUCUGAGGCACAGCAGGUGGCAAAACACAGAAUAGGCGUCAGCGCAAAAGAGAUGAUCCUCUUCUUCGGCCUGCCCAACGACAACAUCAUGUGCUGUGACCCGUACUCCGAGGACCUGUAUUUCAUGGCUCCCCCUUUGGAGGACCUCAGUAGUCAGGAUUACAAACGCUCCACCAUGGAGUCAUUGAUCGGCUGUGCCACGCCCGAAAACCACCUGUACCUUGCCUCCCACCUCUCUAAACACUUCUGGCUGUAUAACCCUGUGCUCAACAGCUGGCAGGAGUUGGCAGAGAGACCUCUGGGGAGGAUCCACUCCGGGAUGGGCUACCUCAACGGUCACGUGUACCUUUUGGGAGGAAGGAACCCGGUGACGGACACCAGACUGAAGGAGGUCGAGUGUUACAGCGUCCAGAGGAACCAGUGGACGUUUGUGGCCCCUCUGCCUCACUCUUUGGGUAAAAUGCAGGUGGUGGCGCUGAACGACCACCUCUACGUGGUGAACAAAAGGAGGAUGCUCUGCUACGACCCCAAGAGGAACCGCUGGCGUCACUGCGGGUCGCUAAGACGAGACAAGCUUCACAAGGCCUGCGUGUUUCAGGACCAGAUCAUCUGCGUGUGUGACAUCCCUGUGGUGAAGGCCUACAGCCCCACCAGGGGGGAAUGGAAGAGGUUGGGUGACAUUCCUAUCGACAGUCGAGCUCUGAACUACCAGGUGAUCCAGCACAACAGCAAACUGCUGCUCCUCACGCAGACUUUACUACAGCACAACAAAAACAGGGUCCUCAUCCACGAGUACGACCCGGCCAGGGACACCUGGAAGAACGUCAUGGCGGUGUACGUGUCCACGCUGGGGCCCGUGUGCGUUUCGACACGCGUGUACCCAGCGUGCCUCGGCUCAGCUCACAGCUUCUCUACAGAGGAGGAUGACGACAGUGGCUCCAGUGCUGACUGGGACUUUGACGGGUUGACAGACGCAGAUUCUGACUCUGGUAGCUCCAGCUCCUUCUCAGACGAGAACUGGUAGCGAUAUGCAUCACUGUGUCAAAGAAAAGUCAAAUGUAUUUGUGAUUCAACGGAUAUUAACAGGGUUCUGUCUCAUAGACUAAGCCUCAGAUCCAGUUUAAAGUCAGUAUUGAAACCAGCCAUGGAGAGUAGAAGCACAAGCUGUUUUGAAGAGAACAUUCUUUUUUUUCUAUCUUUUUUUACAAAUCUUGGUCCUGACUAAUUCACUGGAGGAGGGAGGGGAAAGAAGCAGGAAUGGUUUCAUAUAUUGUUUUCAGUCUUUUUCACACAGUGUGAACAAGAGCCAAGAGCGAAUGGCUUUGUUCCUCAGUUUGUACCGUGAUCGGUGAGCAGGAGGGACAGCGUGAAGUCUAGUAGUGUCAGACAAAUAACUGUCUAAAAAUAGUCUCCUCUAUAGAGAAGAGUAGAGGAUCUACCAUAAUUAUUUAGCACACACGCAUGAGGGCAGUUGAAUGGAGGCUGCUCGUAAGAUGUGUAGCAUUACACUUCCAUAGUAGAAGGGUGCUUAGAGAGCGCAUUGUUGCAGUUAUUGAGAUCAGGUCAACACAUCAGAUAUUUAAACAUUUGCUGAAAUGUACGAAAAUGAAGUAAAGAGGUAUCUUGCCUUGUUAAAAGCAGUGAAAUGAUUUCAUCUUGAUCUGUUCCAAAAUUAUAUUGGGUUCUUUCUUGGCUCAUGUCCACCCCUCCAUAAAAGAUCACUGAAAUCCAGGAGGUCCAGUAGUUUCUGGGUUAUAACAAUAGAACAUAAGAAUGGCAUGCAAUAAGGUUAGCAUACACCUCCGCCAAGUCCUAACAGUCCCCUUGAAUUCAGUCAAAAAAUCACAAAGAUCCAUGAAUUAUUCCCCAGAAAAUAGGUCAAAAUGUCCCCCAAAAACAUGCUGUCUCGCCAUGUUACAGAAAGAGAAAAAUACAUCGUUGUUCCACACAGAUCUAUUUUCUUGUUUUCUUGGACCCAUGUCUCAUCCUUUCACCAAGUUAAGCGAAAAUCCGUUGUUAGUUUUUUUUUGAAUCCCGCUGACAAACAAACAAAAGGAGAAGGAUGGAAAUAUGAGGAACUCAUAACUCAUUUAUGAGGCAAAAUUACUUUAAAACUUAAGAUUCCCUUGGAAAGUUUGUCCAGAAAACAAAGACAUGUCUUGCUCCUGAGUUCAUUUUCAGUUUAGAGAGGAAGCCUUAUGGCUUUUUUGUGAAGAAUUUGAUGGCAAACAAGCAACUUAACUGCGUCUUUCAUCAGAUACUUUGUGCUUGGUUAAUACCGAGCAGAGUGGCUGGUAUUUAACAUUUUGAACACUCUGCGGAAGAUGGAGUAUUUUUGACUUGACAGCUUGUUCUAAGUUACAAAAGACUUUAAAUAUGUCAAACUGUUUGCACAUACAGAGCAGUACUCCCCAUGAUAAGUAAAUCGACAUGUUUGUGUUGAACCAGUGGAGGGCUCCUUUACUGCUUUAACACAGCUCAUGCUGUGUUAUAUUUAGACUGGAAUAUGCUAAUAACAUGACAACUAACAUAAUACUUAGCUGGAAUUCAGGAGCAGUCCUGCUUAUGAUCGAUGUUAAAUCGUGACUGUGACUUUUGGAACAUAUGGCAGCUCCAGUGGCUCACGUUCAUGGCUCUGAACACUAACGGUCAUUUGCAGGCCUUAAGAAUUUGCAGUCCUUGUAAUGUUGGUGAUGCCCGUCCUGAUGUCGCACACGGUGAAAACUGCUGUAUGAAAUGUAGAAGCCAUUGUACUAUGCUCACUCAGGUUUUGGCUUAAAAACAAGCCUGUAUGCCAUGAUUGACUUUUUUCUUUAGAUGUUGUGUAAUUGUGAAAGAUGUUGAAGAAAAAUUAUAAAUUUUAUUGAAUUUAUUUUAAACUAUUUGAUUGUGUUUAUGAUUUUGUAUCUAUGGAUUGUUUUUUUUUACUUAACACUUAUGUUACAAUCAGAAAUCAACACACGAGGUGUUUUGACUUGUACUGUUAAGUCCUGAUUAAUUAUUUUAUGUGAGAAAGUUUUGUCCGCAUGUUUCCAACUGUCCCAGAGCCAUUGGCCUCAACAACUGCUCCGUACACUCACUUACCAGUUUAUUAUCUGUCUUGAAUCACAUUAAAGUGUUUUAAUCUGA